Molecule: messenger RNA, 504 nt
Organism: Cooperia oncophora
Lineage: Eukaryota; Metazoa; Nematoda; Chromadorea; Rhabditida; Trichostrongylidae
Source: the annotation of a GenBank genome assembly
AUGCUGGGUCGUAUUCUGCCUUCGGUUGCCUUAACGUCUCCCAUCAGAUGUGUGGUUAGUUUCUCCACUGCUGCUGCUGAUACCUCAGCCCGUUCAGAAGCAAACUCUCCUGUGGCCACACAAAGACCGCUACCGAAACUUCCAAACAGUCCUUUUGUGGAGAUCCCGCAGGCUUGGGUGUCGUCGUUCGAUUCAAUUGAAGAACGUAAAGUAGACCUUAUUAAUCUCCACCCGGAUAUAUUUCGAGUUCCUCCACGACUGGAUUUGUUGCACAGGAAUAUCACCUGGCAGUCAGUAUACCGCAAUGUGCAACUGACGAAACAGCUCAGCCGUGCUGAAAUGCCUGGCGGAGGACGGAAACCGUGGCCACAGAAGAAAACGGGACGUGCUCAUGUCGGUUCCAUACGCAGUCCACAAUUCACUCACGGCGGUUUCGCCAAUGGUGUUCGUGGACCGCGCACAUGGUUCUACAUUCUCCCCGAUGCUAUAAGAUUAAAAGGUUAG